UGCAACGUUGAUGAGUGAUCAACGGUUCAUUCAACUAGAUCGUUGAAUCAACGAACAACGUUUGUUCUACGUACAUCCCUAAACUAAAGUGUCAAGGAAUUGAAAAGGACGCUUCGUUUUAGUUUCGUAUAAAAUUAUAAAGAUUAGAAAACAAACAAUAUUCUAAAUAAAACAUGUGAAUAGCUAACUUUUUAGAUAAUUCCAGGCUAUUGUUCUAAUUAUUCAGUACUAAAGCUAUGUUAUUAUGUUAUCAAAAAGUUCCUAAUCAGUAGAAGCUACAUAUGUAAUAAAAAAAUAUCAUUAAAGUAAGUUAGUUGCAUCUAGAAGAUAACAAAUAUGGAAGAUCUAUGUUCAACAUGCUUAUGUGUUGGAAGGAAUCUAUUCUUCAUCGGAGAGACGGGCUUUUAUAAUAUGUUCUAUCAAAUAUUAAAUGAAAUUCAGGUGUACGAUACAUCAUUAUGUGUGCGCGUGUGUUGGGAGUGUAGAGCCGCGCUACGUCGUUUCCAGAUGUUCAAAUCACAAGUGCAACGUUCAUACUCACAGCUGUUACAUGUACAAGUACAGAAUGGUUCAACGAAAUUACUAUUAUCAAAGGAGCCUAAAUUAAAAAUACAGCAAGUUGUUAAUAUAAAUUAUCCAGAGACAAUAGUGAAAGAGGAAUCCGAUGAUGAUAUACCCAUAGAAAAGCUAAAGAGAGAGGCCAUAGAUGAGAUGCAUUGCGAACCAGAGACAUUUGUCAGAGAUCUCAAUUUACCUCAUACUAAGAAGGAAUCUAGUAAAAAGAAGAAUAAAACUAGAUUAAAAAAGAAAAUAAAGAAGAAAAAGAAUAAAAUGAAAGCCGAUGUGAUAAGUGAUUCAGAGAAUUGGCCCGAUGUGACAGAAGAUAUGCAGAAGAUGGAUGAUAGUGUUCUAGAAGAUAAGAAGAUUGCAAACUGUGAUACAGACAUACAGAUAGAUGUUAAUAUACAAGAUAGAAAAGAAAUUACGGGUUCAGUGGGUGAGGUGGGUGAUGUGGGUGUAGUGGGCGAAGUGGGUGCAGUGGGUGAUGUGGGAGUGGGCGAUGUAUGUGAUGUGGGUGGUCCGCGCAGAGGUCCACGUUGCCGGGAGCGGGUGCCGGAGCGGCCGCAGUGCGUCGAGUGUGGGAAAAUGUUUAGCUCAAAGAAGACAUACAGAUAUCAUCUCAACGUGCUGCACAAAGGUGAGAACAGAUACCCGUGUCCUCGCUGCGGCAAAGUGUAUCAGUGGAAGUCAAACCUCGGCAGACAUAUGAGAAGUCAUAAGGCGCGCGACUCCGGAGAACUGCAUUGUUCCCCGUGCGGCAAACUGUUCGCCUCAGUGGCGACAUACAGACAACAUCUCAGAGUCUCGCGCAGACAUGUCCCUGAGACUGAAUUCAGUUUCACAUGUGAUGAGUGCGGCAAGAAAUUUGUAAGCAAGACUCGGCUAAGAGACCACAUCGAUUGGGAACAUUUACACAACAUCAAGUUCCGGUGUCAUCUCUGCAACAAGGCGUACAAAUGCCACACGUCACUGUACGUCCACCUUCAGAACGUGCACCGAGACAAAGACGCGCGACACAAUCUCUGUCACGUGUGCGGCAAGUCUUACCAGAACGCGGCGAAGUUGAAGUAUCACAUAGUGGCGAUGCACACGAGUGAGACUCCGUACCGCUGCGAGAGAUGUGGAGCAGCGUUCGGCUGGUACUCCUCGCUGUACAGGCAUGUGCGUGAAGUGCACUACAAGAUGAAAGUACAACCGAAGAAAACUAAGAAAGGCAAAAAGAAUGACAUGACACCGCUCAUUUUACCACAACAGGCAAUGCCAACGUGAACAUGACACCACAAUGAUUUUCAAUUGAAAUUAUUUUAAAUUAAAAGCACUUAUCUGUUGCAAAUUAAAUUAUAAAAUCUAUAAACUUACGAACUUAUCUGACCCGCUCGAUAUAUGUCAUAACUAUGACAGCUCAUUGGCGCCUUCCUGACAAUAUCAAAAGUGUCACUUUUUGGCACUUACGUUUAGAAAUAGAGUGACUGUAAGAUGUGGUAUUUUGUGCCAAUUUGAUUAUCGCCAUUUUGUCGCUGAUGGUAUUAGUUUGUAGCUGUUAUUUGGAUUUGAACUAAUAAUAUAGACAGAUUAACAGUGAAGUAACAUCAAUAGACGCGUUUAAUGGACGCAAAAGCUUAUUUUAAAGUAAUCGCCUAUACAUUUAUGUGGCAAACGAAGUGACCGUUGCCCAUAGACAUACGCAAUUGCAUGUGUGUUGCUUAACGAAAAUACUUUUCCUUUCUAUACAUCCUCUCAUCCGGAAAGUC
Papilio xuthus (Asian swallowtail) is the source of this 2312-nucleotide messenger RNA. RefSeq names its product zinc finger and SCAN domain-containing protein 21. The transcript has 12 exons. Gene Ontology annotation, cellular component: nucleus. NCBI's taxonomy places the organism in Eukaryota, Metazoa, Arthropoda, Insecta, Lepidoptera, Papilionidae. Gene Ontology annotation, biological process: regulation of gene expression. The coding region runs from base 337 to 1830 and encodes 497 amino acids. The record is from RefSeq and is a predicted model, not a curated record.